GAUAAGCCAAUAAUAAGUAUUUUUUUAAAAAAAUCUUUGCAAGAGGAUAAACUAGUUCAUUUCCUCAUUGUUUUUUCUGCGCUAAUUUGCCACACAAUUUUUUAUUUAUUUUUUAAAUCCAGAUGCAUAAUCCCAAAGCACAAUGUAACCUUAAUCUGAAAAUACGAACCGAAACAGCCACGAGAAAGCGAUAAUGUUGCGCAAAGUCAUGCUUUGGAAUUGGUUGAAAUUCCUUCUUCUGAGAUUCAUUACCUAAGGCUGGAAAGGUUACGGCGGCGCACGGCGACGAAGACGGCGACUGGUGGAGCAUGGAGAAAAAUUUAUAUAUUGGGCCGAAUUUAUGAUUUCAAAUCUUAUGUUCGAGCAGGCCUGUUUGAGUUAUUGGGCCGGUCCAAUGUGCUGCUAAUAAAACCCUUCUCAAAAAAUAAACUUUUUCGCAGAAAAAUGGCUUGCAGCUCGGGGACCUGUCAGUCCGGUUGCUACAGAGACGAGAAUUCCGUCGACGAAGACGGCCGGAAAGAGGGGCAGGUGGCGGCGAACGGCGACGGGUCGAAUCAUGUUUCUCCAAGGCGCGGCGGUGUGAAUGCUCCAGGAGUAUGCCUCAAGUGCAAGAUCAACGAAACCAUCGCCGUUACUCACCCCGCCGUUUCUGGCGCCGGCGGAGAGGGCGGGAGGUUCUGUGCCGAUUGCUUCCGGAGCAAUUUGUUCGGAAAGUUUCGGUUCGCCGUUACCUCGAACGCGAUGAUCUCGCCUUCCGAUAACGUUCUCGUCGCUUUUUCUGGUGGUUCUGCCUCUAGGGUGGCUCUUCAAUUUGUUCAUGAGAUGCAACAGAAAGCACAGAAGAAUUUUGAUGCAAGUAGAGAACGACAACGAGUAUUGCCAGUAUUCGGAGUUGGGGUCGCCUACAUUGAUGAAAUUACCAUGUAUGCAGAGGUUUCUAGUGAAUUUGAUAAAGCAACAAGCGAGAUGGAACUCAUUGUGUCGAACCUAUCACCACCAGCCAAACAGUUUUUUAUUAUUCCUACUGAAAGUGUCUUUUCACCCGAUUUGGCUGUUGGGAGAGACAGUUUGACAAGGUUGGGUGAUGCUGUCAGCGAUCUCACUGGGAAGGAAGAUCUCAUAAAGCAUCUGCGCAUGUUGUGUUUGCAAAAGGCUGCUUUAGACAAUGGAUAUACCAAAAUUGUUCUGGGAACGUGCACUUCCCGGAUAGCAUGCCAUGUGCUUGAAGCAACUGUCAAGGGACAGGGUUUCUCGUUAGCUGCAGAUAUACAAUACAUUGAUGCAAGGUGGAAGGUGCCUGUGGUGCUUCCUCUUCGUGACUGUCUGUCUGAAGAGUUGAAUAUGUUAUGCAGUCUGGACAGUUUAAAGACUGUAGAAGCAUCUCAGCAAGCUCGUGCUGGCAUUAAUGGAUUGAUAUCGUCGUUUGUAAAACUAUUGCAGGAGGAAAAUCCUUCACGUGAAAGUACAAUUGUAAGGACGGCCGGGAAACUCACGCCUUUCUCUUUCAAUAGAACUCCAGAAGUUGGUGAUCAUAACGAUCGUUUGGCUUCUAAGAGGAGGCAAAAGAAAUACAACUUAAAGCCCGAUGAAUCUCAAUCCCCAGAGUCCUUUUGCCUCGUAUGCAAUAGUCCGCUUAAGAAAACCGAUGUUUCAAGCCUCAACGGAUUCACCCUCAAGGAAACGAGUGCUGACAUGUAUGCAGCUGCAUGCUCGAGCUGCCAAUAUCAGAUCCUUCCAAAGGAUACCUCAUCUAUGGAGCAGUUUCUUUCUCUACUUCCUCAGUCCAUCAGUGACAGCCACAUGUUUCUGAGGGAGCAAAUACAAGAUCUUCUGUUAUCAGACAGCGAUGACGGAACCUAAAGAUGUGAUUUGCCCCUCAUCAACAUUCCUAAUCCACCUUCGCUAUGUUCUCGUUUAGCAGAUUUGGGAUUGAAGUUCCAAUUGGAAAAGAGCAAGACUUGCCCGCAGAUGGAAGCAGGAUGUGUGCUGUGAUGUUUUGACCUAGUUCUACACUUCUCAGAAAACAAGCUUAUUUUUUGUUGAGAAAACAAGGUUUUUCUUUCCCUUUCAACUUAUGUAAAGCAACUUAAACCAUUUUCACACAAGAUUACACGAUGAUGUUAGCUGUA
Salvia miltiorrhiza (redroot sage) is the source of this 2129-nucleotide messenger RNA. RefSeq names its product cytoplasmic tRNA 2-thiolation protein 2. The transcript is spliced from 7 exons. Bases 445 to 1860 code for a protein of 471 amino acids. Lineage: Eukaryota; Viridiplantae; Streptophyta; Magnoliopsida; Lamiales; Lamiaceae. Gene Ontology annotation, biological process: tRNA wobble position uridine thiolation. Gene Ontology annotation, molecular function: sulfurtransferase activity; tRNA binding. Gene Ontology annotation, cellular component: cytosol. The record is from RefSeq and is a predicted model, not a curated record.